AUGUUCGGCACCAAGGACACCCUCGGCACCCAGAUCCAAAGAAUAAAACCCGCAGCUAAUGAACAAAUCGGGGUGAUUCAAGAUGCAGUCAUGAAUAAAUUCUCACCCAGUAAUUUGAAUCAGGAUGAAUCACCUUCAUUAGAUGAAGAAGAUGUUCCAGGAAGUAUCGAUGAUGAUGCUGAUUAUGGGGAAGCAAAACAAGAGGACGAGAAGAAGAAGGUGGUUGGAGAUGAGGAUGAUGAAAGAGUUGUUAAGCCUAAGAAAUAUGGAACGACGAAUUCUGAUGGUGGAAAAUCGAUCAAGGCAGAUUUAUCCAAUAGUGUCAAGGCUGGUGAGAAAGCACUUCCAAAACAACCUGUCGCCACUGCUGGUGCCGCCGCUGCUGGCGCUGCUGGCGCCGCCGGUGCCGCCACUACUCCUAAAUCCGAUUGCAACGAUAUCGAAUACGUAGUCAUGAUCGAUGCCGGCUCCACAGGCUCUCGUGUCCACGUAUAUGAAUUCGACACCUGUGUCCAACCACCCCAAUUAAUCUCGGAAUUAUUCGAAGCCAUCAAACCAGGAUUAAGUUCAUUCGAUACCGAUACCGUCGGGGCCGCAAAAUCAUUAGAUCCAUUAUUGAAAAAAGCAAUGGCUAAAGUCCCAACCGCAAAACAAAAAUGUACUCCUGUUGCUGUGAAAGCUACUGCUGGAUUAAGAUUAUUAGGGGAUGAAAAAUCAGGGGCGAUUUUGGAAGAGGUUAGACGUCAUUUGAGUGAUGAUUAUCCGUUUGCGGUUGUGCCUGAAGAUGGAAUUAGUAUUAUGGAUGGAAGAGAUGAGGGUGUCUAUGCAUGGAUUACUGCGAAUUAUUUGUUGGGAAAUAUUGGUGGUGGGUCGAGUAAAUUGCCAACUGCUGCUGUUUUUGAUUUAGGUGGUGGAUCUACUCAGAUUGUAUUUGAACCUGAUUCAAAUACGAUUAUUCCUGAAGGUGAACAAAAAUAUAAAUUCACCUUCGGACAACAUGAUUUCACGUUAUAUCAAUACAGUCAUCUCGGAUAUGGAUUAAUGCAAGGUCGUAACAAGAUCAACCAAGCUAUCUUAACCCAACAAACCAAAGGAUUAGAAUUAACCAAAUAUACCAAACAACAACUCAAAUCCCUCGAAUCAACCCCACAAGCCACCAUCGACAUCAUCAACCCAUGCGUGCCCCCAGGAUCCACCAUCAAAAACGUUCAAAUCGAAGUGUCAUCCUCCGAAAUCUAUAUUGUCAACAUGAAAGCCCUCCUCGAACCUUCCGGAACCCAAUGUCGUGCAAUUGCAGAACAAGUCUUGAACAAACAACUCGAAUGUAAAGUCAAACCAUGUUCAUUCAACGGGAUUCAUCAACCAUCACUCACGAAAACAUUCCCAAUUGAAUCAGAUAUGUAUAUUUUUUCAUAUUUCUAUGACAGGACAUUCCCAAUUGGGAUGCCAACAUCAUUCACCGUGGAAGAAUUGAAAGAUAUGACUCAAAAAGUAUGUAAAGGCACCACCAGUUGGGAUGGGUCAUUUUUUGGAUCACAAGUAGAUGAAUUGAAGGAAGAACCAUAUUGGUGUAGUGAUUUAUCAUUCAUUACGGCGAUGUUACAUACUGGUUAUGAUAUUCCGUUGAAGAGAGAGUUGAAGACGGCAAGGACUAUUGAAGGGAAUGAGUUGGGUUGGUGUCUUGGUGCAUCGUUGCCUUUGUUGGAUAAGACUAACAAGAAGUGGAAAUGUAGAAUUGAGAAAAUUGAUAGUUAG
Messenger RNA from Hemisphaericaspora subhashii, 1755 nucleotides. It is a transcript of the gene GDA1, whose product is annotated as guanosine diphosphatase. The record is from RefSeq and is a predicted model, not a curated record. Gene Ontology annotation, cellular component: membrane; Golgi apparatus. Gene Ontology annotation, molecular function: UDP phosphatase activity; GDP phosphatase activity. NCBI's taxonomy places the organism in Eukaryota, Fungi, Ascomycota, Pichiomycetes, Serinales, Debaryomycetaceae. Bases 1 to 1755 code for a protein of 584 amino acids. Gene Ontology annotation, biological process: protein N-linked glycosylation; nucleoside diphosphate catabolic process. The transcript has a single exon.